Molecule: messenger RNA, 2798 nt
Organism: Cavia porcellus (domestic guinea pig)
Lineage: Eukaryota; Metazoa; Chordata; Mammalia; Rodentia; Caviidae
Gene: Sugct
Product: succinyl-CoA:glutarate-CoA transferase
Exons: 15
Coding region: 60-1355 (431 amino acids)
Molecular function (GO): catalytic activity
Source: RefSeq, a predicted model, not a curated record
GCGCCGACUCGCAGUCUUUGCUUCUCACUCCGCGGCGGGGGCGGUCCGAGUGGUGCGCCAUGCUGAGGAGCGCGGCGGCUCUGCGGAGAAGCGCCCUCCUCUGCGGCCGGGGCGGCGGGAGGGGGCUGUGGACUGGCCGCCCGCAGUCAGAUACUGACAAUGUAAAGCCAUUAGCAGGUGUAAAAAUCCUGGAUCUAACGAGAGUACUGGCAGGACCUUUUGCUACUAUGAAUUUGGGAGAUCUUGGAGCAGAAGUUAUUAAAGUAGAAAGACCAGGAGUUGGUGAUGACACACGAAGUUGGGGGCCACCUUUUGUGGGCACAGAAAGUACAUACUUUCUCAGUGUUAACCGAAAUAAGAAAAGUAUAGCUGUUAAUAUCAAGGAUCCAAAAGGGAUGAAAAUCAUCAAAGAGCUUGCAGUUGUUUGUGAUGUAUUUGUGGAAAACUAUGUUCCUGGCAAACUGUCUGCCAUGGGUCUGGGAUAUGAAGAUAUAGACAAGAUCGCUCCUCAUAUCGUCUAUUGCUCCAUCACAGGGUAUGGUCACACAGGUCCCAUGUCACAACGUGCUGGUUACGAUGCUGUGGCCUCGGCUAUUUCUGGUCUGAUGCACAUCACAGGGCCAGAGGAUGGAGAUCCGGUCCGCCCAGGAGUGGCCAUGACUGAUCUUGCCACUGGCCUGUAUGCAUAUGGAGCCAUUAUGGCCGGACUGAUCCAAAGAUGUAAAACUGGAAAAGGACUGUUCAUUGAUUGUAACCUACUGUCGUCUCAGGUGGCAUGUUUGACCCAGGUAGCCACCAAUUACCUUAUUGGCCAAAAGGAAGGGAAACGUUGGGGCACAGCUCAUGGAAGCAUUGUUCCUUACCAGGCUUUUAAAACCAAGGACGGCUAUCUUGUGGUUGGUGCAGGGAAUAACGAACAGUUUGCGACUAUGUGUAAGAUUUUAAAGUUGCCUGAGUUGAUCGAUGAUUCCAAGUAUAAAACCAACCAUCUUCGAGUACAGAAUAGAAAGGAGCUUAUUAAAAUAUUGUCUGCACGGUUUGAAGAACAAACGACUGCCAUGUGGUUGUGUCUCUUUGAUGGCUGCGGGAUCCCUUAUGGCCCAAUCAACAACAUGAAGGGUGUAUUUACAGAGCCCCAGGUGUUGCACAAUGGCCUCGUUAUGGAGAUGAACCAUCCGGCAGUGGGGAAGAUUUCAGUCCCAGGGUUUCACUAUGUAGUCCAGACUGGCCUUGAACUCAUGACAGUCCUCCUGCCACAGCCUCCCAAGUACUGGGAUUGCAGGCAUGUGCCACCAUGCCUGGCUCUACUGUGCACUGUUUGGAACACACAUCUAGAUUCUGCUGAGUGUCUAUGAACCUCCAAGAUCUCUACUAUUACUAGUAAAAGAUGACUGUAGAUGUCCACACAAUAAAGUUCUUAGAUUGGUGCUACAAUAAGUACAUGUGAAAUCUCCUAUUCAUUGCAUUCAGAUCAAAAUAAUAAAGAUGCUACAGGUAAAGAUUGGCCUUUCUGAAACUGUAUAAAUUCACUUGGUGAAAACGAACCAUCAGUAAUAAUUUCUUGGUUCAAUUUUAAAGUAAGUAAAAGGAAAAAGAGUAAUUAGAACUAGAUAAAACCAGAUUAAAUACUUCAGAUUAUUCUAGAAUCAAUGUUUUAUUCUCAGUUAUUUCUUAGAAUGAUUCAUCCCCUAUGGUUUGGAAGUUUAAAAUCUGAACCUAUCUUUGUCUCUUGAUGAAAAGAUUCCCGAAGUCCCAGUACAUGUGGCUCAUGCUGAAAGCCCCCUUGCUGCCCUCAGUCUUGACUUGACAGUUGUCCCCAGUGGCUAGUGGGGAAUCGUCUUGAGAAUCCACUCUCAGACUAUCCCCCUGAUUUAGUUGUUUUGUUUAACAGCAAAUAACAGUACAGCAAGGCAAUCAGGACUUCACAUUCCCAAUCUCAGUUUGUGUCUUGCUUUAAUGAUACAGGCUUAUAAAUUAGGUAUCUGUGCAGCUUGUGAACUGCACAAGGUGAAGACCUUCCCCAUGUAUAUUUGGAAUAAAGACCAGUAUGCCUUUGGUGGCUUGGAACAUUGGCUCUAGUAACUCCAUUGCCAUUUAUUUUUAUAACUGGACUUCCUGUAUGAUUUUAAUGGUCUUAGGGGUUGGAGUAUAGAAAUCUAUGAUUCAGCUGGGACUCUUUGUGUCUUUAUUUUGCUUCCAUGUAGCAACACAUGGAAACUAAUGAUAUGGGUCCUGAAGUCCAACUGUCGAGGGUCAGGUUUUCAUUCUGACACAUAGUCUCUAUGAACUUAGAAAAGUUUCUAAACUUCUCUAUCAGAAUCUUUUGUAAUACAGGGAUAAUAUAUCUAUUUGUCACAUGAGGUUGUCAUGAUGAUAACAUGAGAUAACACAUGCAAAAUUAUUAUUACAGCACAAGACCUUAUUACAUGUUAGCUGCUUUAAUUGUUAUAAAUUGUAGGACUUCCAGAAAUUCAGGGUGGGAAUUUCCAAGAUAUACUUUUUCUAUUUGAAAAUUUCAAAAUAUAAAUGCUUUGACUGAAUUAUUCUAAUAUGAAAUAUGACAAAUCUCUAUUGUGGUUUGGAUCUGGAAUGUUCCCUGAAAGGCACAUAGAUACAUAGCCACAGCUAAGGUCUCCAGUCAGUUCAAGUGUCUGGAUUUUAAGUGAUAGACAUGUUCUACAAUGACAAGUUUGAUCCAGACAGGGAAAUAUUACAAUUACUGCUUAUAAAAUAAGUCUGGACUUCCACAUUUUCUGUAUUACUUAAGUGAAAAAUAAAUCUGACUGUCAAAGAAUCCA